AUGCUUCUAAUUUCCAAGCUACUUUUUGUUUUCUUUCAUAUUUCCUAUGCAGUUGAUACCAUUACCCAGUUUCAGCCACUUCCUGAUAAUGGCAGCACCUUGGUUUCUAAUGAUGGAAUCUUUGAGUUGGGGUUCUUCAAUACUGGUAGUUCCCCAAACCGCUAUGUUGGAAUAUGGUACAAAAAUAUCCAAGUUAGAACUGUUGUUUGGGUUGCUAACCGUGACAACGCUAUCAAAGACAACUCCAGCCAAUUAAUCAUAAGCAAAGAAGGAAAUCUGGUGCUUCUCAGCAAGAAUAAGACUCUUCUUUGGUCAACAAACUCUACAACUAAGGUUUCAAGUCCCAUUGUGCAGCUCUUAGACACUGGAAAUUUGGUACUUGUAGAUGAGAAGGACAACAACAAUCAAACAAGUUUUAUGUGGCAGAGCUUUGAUCAUCCUUGUGAUACAAUUUUACCAGGAAUGAAGUUCGGAUAUGACUUAAAAACUGGUCUCAAUCGGCGUCUUACUGGUUGGAAGAAUUGGGACGACCCCUCUUCAGGAGAUUUUACUUCAGCUAUGGUCUAUACUAGCAACCCUGAAUUGGUAAUGUGGAAAGGCUCUGUUGAGUUCUAUAGGAGUGGACCCUGGACUGGCAUUGGAUUCAGUGGAGCAUUCGGAUUGAGGCCUAAUUCACUUUUCAAUUACAAAUUUGUCAACAAUGAAGAGGAAGCUUACUAUACAUACACCCUUAAGAAUAGUUCUGUGAUUUCUAUAUUUGUUUUGAACCAAACACUUAAUCUUCGUCAACGCCUCACUUGGAUUCCAGAAACCAGAACUUGGAGUGUUUACCGUUCCAAUCCACAAGACAGCUGUGAUCUUUAUAAUGCUUGUGGGGUAUAUGGAAAUUGCAUCAUUGGUGGAGCUCCAAUUUGCCAAUGUUUAGAAGGAUUCGAGCCAAAAUCAUUUCAACGGUGGAAUGCAAUGGACUGGUCACAAGGAUGUGUGCGCAGUGAACCGUGGAGCUGCAGGGUCAAAAAUAAAGAUGGUUUUCAAAAAUUUGCUUCAAUGAAAUUGCCAGACACUACAAAUUCUUGGGUUAAUGAAAAUAUGACACUUGAAGAUUGCAAGGCUAAAUGCUUGGAAAACUGUUCCUGCACAGCUUAUGCAAACACUGACAUAAGGGGUGCAGGUAGUGGUUGUUCCAUCUGGUUUGGUGAUCUUAUUGAUUUGAGAGUUUCUCAAGGUGGCCAAGACCUAUAUGUUCGAAUGGCUGUUGCAGAUAUGGAUGCUAAACAUGGGCGUAAUAGAAAGGUAGUCUUGGUGGUUACAAUCACUCUUUCAUUUGUCCUUGUGAUGCUAUUGGUUUUCUCCUACAUUUACCUGACCAAAAGAAAACAUAAAGAAGAAACUGACAAAACCAUACCGAUGGUAGGGAAAGAUGAAAGCCGACAAGAAGAUUUUGAGCUUCCUUUAUUUGAUCUUGCCACAUUAGUUAGUGCCACCAAUAACUUCUCAAUUGACAACAAGCUCGGGGAAGGUGGUUUUGGGCCUGUAUACAAGGGUACAAUGCUAGACGGACAAGAGAUUGCAGUCAAAAGGCUUUCAAGGAGUUCAGGACAAGGAUUGAAAGAAUUUAAGAAUGAAGUUAUAUUGUGUGCCAAACUUCAGCAUCGAAAUCUUGUUAAGGUUCUUGGUUGUUACAUUGAAGGAGAGGAGAAAAUGCUAGUCUAUGAAUACAUGCCCAACAGAAGCCUCGAUUUAUUUCUUUUCGAUUCAACUCACAGUAAAUUUUUAAAUUGGUCGAAGCGCUUUGACAUCUUGAAUGGAAUUGCUCGAGGGAUUCUUUAUCUUCAUCAAGAUUCAAGAUUAAGGAUCAUACACAGAGAUUUAAAAGUAAGUAAUAUUUUAUUAGACCAUGAUAUGAACCCCAAAAUUUCAGAUUUUGGCAUGGCCAGAAUGUUUGGAGGCGAUCAAAUUGAAGGGAAUACAAGAAGAAUAGUUGGGACAUAUGGUUAUAUGGCACCUGAAUAUGCCAUUGAUGGAUUAUUCUCCAUAAAAUCAGAUGUAUUCAGCUUUGGCGUAUUAUUGCUAGAAAUUGUAAGCGGAAAGAAAAAUAGAGCACUUACCCACCAUGACCACGAUUAUAAUCUUAUUGGCCAUACAUGGAGAUUAUGGAAAGAGGGCAUUCCAGAGCAAUUGAUUGAUGAUUGUUUGGGAGAUUCGUGUAUUGUAUCUGAAGCUUUACGCUGCAUUCAAAUUGGUCUGUUAUGUUUGCAACAUCAUCCAGACAAUAGACCAAACAUGACAUCCGUGGUUGUGAUGUUGACGAGUGAAAAUAUUUUACCUCAACCAAAGGAACCGGGUUUCUUACUUAAAAAGGUCCCAAUUGAUGGUGAACAUUCUUCUUCAGUCAAUGAAGUUACCAUCUCACUGUUAAAAGCUAGAUAG
Gastrolobium bilobum is the source of this 2430-nucleotide messenger RNA. Its product is annotated as G-type lectin S-receptor-like serine/threonine-protein kinase At4g27290. Gene Ontology annotation, biological process: recognition of pollen; protein phosphorylation. Lineage: Eukaryota; Viridiplantae; Streptophyta; Magnoliopsida; Fabales; Fabaceae. Gene Ontology annotation, molecular function: protein serine/threonine kinase activity; ATP binding. The transcript is spliced from 7 exons. The record is from RefSeq and is a predicted model, not a curated record. Bases 1 to 2430 code for a protein of 809 amino acids.